Menidia menidia (Atlantic silverside) is the source of this 2865-nucleotide messenger RNA. The record is from the annotation of a GenBank genome assembly. Lineage: Eukaryota; Metazoa; Chordata; Actinopteri; Atheriniformes; Atherinopsidae.
UGGAUCUCAGGUUUUGAACGCAGCAUUUUGGGAGGUUCCUAACCACAUGACGUAUAAAUCAAAUUGCCUCCAUGAAUAGUUUUUGUUGUAUAUAAGCUCUAAUUAUAAACUGCCAUGGUCUUACGUGGCCUUGCCAUGCAACGAAAUGAAUGGAUGUGUCGGUUAAGGUCGUGUUUUUCGAGCAGAGUACUAGCGAAGUGAAAGAGAAAAAAAAAAAACGUAACCGAACGCAGCCUCGGUCACAUGCCAGUCAAGCUGGGUCAGCUGACGCUGUGCUGCUUCUCCUUUUGAUGCUGUUCUUCCUCCAUCGCCAGAUAGCGCUUCAUUAAACCGGAUAAUAACGUAACAUAGGCUUUCCUCGUAUCAGAUCAACUAUUUUAAUCAAGUAUAUCUUGCUGUUCCGGUAGGCUAGAUCACCGAAUAGAUGCUGCUCGAGUGUAUGAUGAACGGACACGCCAUUCUUUACACGGGGGUCACUUUGGCCUUCUGGAGUACCAUAUUAAUCGUCGGUAUCUGCUAUACCAUAUUUGACCUUGGAUUUCGUUUUGAUGUGGCAUGGUUCCUGACAGAGACCUCGCCUUUCAUGUGGGCCAAUCUUGGGAUUGGAUUGGCCAUAUCGCUGUCUGUAGUUGGAGCUGCAUGGGGCAUCUACAUUACUGGCUCAAGCAUCAUUGGAGGUGGUGUCAAGGCUCCACGAAUCAAAACCAAAAAUUUGGUCAGCAUCAUCUUCUGUGAAGCUGUUGCCAUUUACGGAAUUAUCAUGGCAAUCGUCAUAAGCAACAUGGCUGAGAAUUUUAGUGGAACCACUCCUGAGACCAUUGGAGCUAGGAAUUACCAAGCUGGUUACUCAAUGUUUGGGGCUGGUCUGACGGUUGGCUUCUCCAACCUGUUCUGUGGCAUCUGUGUCGGCAUCGUGGGCAGUGGAGCAGCUUUGGCAGACGCCCAGAACCCCAGCCUCUUUGUAAAGAUUCUCAUCGUGGAGAUCUUUGGCAGUGCCAUCGGUUUGUUUGGCGUCAUUGUAGCGAUUCUGCAGACAUCAAAAGUAAAGAUGGGUGACUAAAGGAUGCACUCAGAAGCUACGAAGAGAAACUAACUGCUGGAAAAAUUAGAUGGAUUAUUGUGUAAAUACAUCGUAAAUUAUUUAAAUGUCUCUGUAAGGUUGCUUGGUAUUAUUUUUAGCUAUCGUUCAUAAAGGGGGGGGGGCUGGUGCAUGCUCUGUUGUCAUGUCUUAAGGGAAACAAGAAUGUUGAAUACAAUUUUGAAGAAAAGCUAAAAAUGAGCUUGUCUUGUUUAAGAGAAAGUAGAAACCUGAACCUGUUCAGAUUAAGGAGUUGCUUACAACUUUCUUCCCCCUUGAUGAAUGCUAGUUAAAAUGUACUGUGGAGUAUUUGAAACUGGUGUGUGUGAGUGUGUGUGUGUGACAUGUAUGUGACCUUUUUUUUUUCUUCCCGUGAAGCAUGAAUAUGUUUGUUCUAUGCUUAGCCUGGUGUGUCUUUUUUUGUUUUGUAAGUUUACAAUAAGAGUAUUGAUCUAAAUGAUUAGAGUCACAUGACAGUGGAGCGUACUUUUUGAGAGGUCCAAAAGAGUUUGAGUUUUCAUAUCAGCUGAACUUGAUCCUGGUCUUUCCCUAAGUGUAAUGUCACAUACUCACAAACUUCCUGAACACCUUGGCUGAGUUAAUUUUUAUCCAAGACGUGAUUGUCUCCUGUGACUAUUACAUCAAGGCAUCAGGCACAAGGUAGGAUUGUGCAGUAUUACUCUGGAGUGAUUCAAAUAAGUCUUAAGAGACAUUUUCUUUUUCUCCAACACAGUGGUUUUCCAAAAGAAUUGAAGUUUUUGGCAUGAAAUUCUCUUUUAAUGAACUAAAUACUAACAUUUCUCUCUGUCAACCCUACAGUUUAAUAGACUGUUAAAGAGAGCUGCUCUUUAUCACAGAUAUCCCAUAGUAACUGUUACUGCUGACUUUAUCAUCGUCAUCAUUCAAUGGGUCCUUUGGGGCUGAAGUUCUGAGGCUGAAUUGACCCAGUGACCUGAAUUGUUGAGCAGGCUCAGCUGAUCUGCGGCUCCACACUCCAUUACAUAAUUCUCUUCAUGCACACAGAAUAUUGAUUCCCCCAAAAUCUCCAUACAGUUUUUCUCUGAAUCCUUCCCGUCUCGAAUGUAAAUGUUGGCCAUUGUUUUUUUUUUUAUAGAUGUGAACUGUUCAGUUUACCAAAUCAUUUCUGACGUUCUUUUUGGAUGUGUGUGUGUGUAGAUAUGAUCAUCUAGACAUGUGCAGAGCCACAGCAAAGGCAUAGUUAAUGCUCAAUUUAUGACCAUUCUUUUGUCAUCUUCUGAUUUUAAACAAGUAAUCUGUGUUAUCUGAACUUUUCACUUCAAUUCUCUAGAAGAAAAAAGGGUCUCGCCCACGACUGACCGCUGAUACUCUGCAGCUCGUAGUCGAUUUGAUGGCGGCCGGUAUUAAAACGCGUCGUAACUCUUGAUCUUAAUGCAUCAUUCCACAGAAGUGACAGACCAUGUCUAGAUGUUGUCUCUCUGAAAGCUUUCGUUGUUGUUUAUCCUUCACAACUUUACUGAGGUGCAUUGAUGUUUGGUGUAAAUAGUUGGAGUUUUAAAAGGUGUAAGAGCGACAGACCUCUCCCGUUCGGAUAAAGAGUGAACUCCACGAUGCCUUUGAUAACCCAGGCCCCGUCCCAAACUCUGGACCUCCAGUGAGUGCAGAUGAUGCAGUGUGUACAAUAUGUGUUGCUGUGAUGGUGAUCUGAAAGUAAAACCAAGUUUGUUUUUGACAUUGUGUAUUGUGUAAAAUCAAAUUUCCCUCUGGCUUCAUGAACGUCCAUGAGAAAAUAAAAAGGUCCAAUCAUU